GUUCUUGGGGGUCACGGGUGUGGAGGUGAGAGGGUGUGGUGUGUCGAUUGGUGGGUGGGUUUGGGACUGAGUGUGUUGGUUUUGGUGUUUGGGUAUGUGUUGUGUGUGUGUUCGUGCUGGUGCUGGUGCUGGUUAUAUAGCUGGUUGGAUGCUGGGAGGUAGUUCUCUGGGGACUGGACUCCGUCAUCGGAGAUACAAUACUAUUGCGUUGUCGACAGUUAUCUGUGUACUCGAACUCAACCCCUCUUCUUCCCCUCAGUUGCUGCCGUGGGCGGGUACUGUCGGAUACGGCCUAUGCAGGGGGCCAUCGGAAGUUGGCCGACUUUCGUCUUGAUAGAGGGGUUUGUUAUCUGGGUGUGGGGGGAUAGGAGAUAAUGGGUGCGUUUGGAGAUAGGGGUGGGGAUUUGUGGUAGAU
Molecule: messenger RNA, 415 nt
Organism: Aspergillus brunneoviolaceus CBS 621.78
Lineage: Eukaryota; Fungi; Ascomycota; Eurotiomycetes; Eurotiales; Aspergillaceae
Exons: 1
Coding region: 95-334 (79 amino acids)
Source: RefSeq, a predicted model, not a curated record